This is a messenger RNA of Dufourea novaeangliae, 2114 nucleotides long. RefSeq names its product dolichyl-diphosphooligosaccharide--protein glycosyltransferase subunit 2 (gene OstDelta). Gene Ontology annotation, cellular component: oligosaccharyltransferase complex; membrane. NCBI's taxonomy places the organism in Eukaryota, Metazoa, Arthropoda, Insecta, Hymenoptera, Halictidae. The record is from RefSeq and is a predicted model, not a curated record. Gene Ontology annotation, biological process: protein N-linked glycosylation. The transcript is spliced from 11 exons. Bases 106 to 2070 code for a protein of 654 amino acids.
CACGGUGCACCUUGGUGAAGAGGGUAAAGAGUUAUUUUCAGCCAUUUUGUUCGGAACAGCAACGUGGCAACCGGUACGACCGGUAUUGUGACCAUUGUGACUACCAUGAUUAUUCUUUUACUAUUGGUAACUGCAACCGCGCGUAUAACAGUAUGUUUGCCAAGCAUCGAAGUAUUGCAAUCAACGAAUACUUAUUUAACAACGGCUGAUAAAAUCCAUUUGAAGAAAAUCCUUGAACCAGGUUUAUCAUUCAAUGACGUAUCUUUAGUGUACUACGCUGUUCAGGGAUACAGAUUUCUCGAAGAACCUCUCCCGAAUCAGCAGAAUAUCUGUGAAUAUCUAACAAAAGUGAUAAAGGAAAACAGCAAUAUUACAACGGAGAAAGCUUUCUAUAUUGCCUCUACCUGGAAAGCUAUUGGAAGCUGCGGAGAACUUCCUUCAUUGACUGUACGAAAAGUGCUGCUUAGCCCGAUAGAAAAGGAUGGUUCCAGUAUGAUAGAAUUAUAUUACGCGGUAAGCGGGUUGACUGCGCUAUCUGAAAAACUGCCACGCGAUAAAGUGGAUAAAAUUACAAAAGCAGUGCAAAGUAUGUUACGAAAGGAUGACAAUCUAUGGAACUUGGGUUAUACUUUCCACAUCGCUUCGGGUCUGGGAACGAGCGACGCAUUCGCAUUCGAUCGUGUCGAAGACGCCAUUAUUCAGGCCGACGAAGUGGAUGGACAAUACUUGCAGUUUGAAGGUGGCCUUUCUGUGACUAGUUUCCUGGUGAACGGUAUUUUCAAACUGUCCCAUAAUCUAAAGAAAAAGCCAUCAUUAUCGUCGCCGCAAAUUGUUAAAAUGGCUAACUAUCUUUUGUCUCGCCGAUCUGUACAGACACCGAGGGGCGUCAUGAAUCUACUUUCAGCAUUAACGACUUUAGCAAGCAGUGAUUUCGAACAACCAAUUUGUGUAACAUUAGCCAACGAAUGCGUCAGCAUUUCAGCUCAACAGCCUUUAGUUACAGUGAAAGUUUGCAAUAUUUUGGGUGGUCCGGUUACCGGUAUGUCCAAGGUAACCGCAAAUUCAGCGACACGAAUCGGAGAUGACGCUGUAAUUUUGAGCAAACAAAAUCUGCAACCUUCACCAAUGGACAAAACAUUAUUCACGAUGAAUCUUAUGGAGGCUAAACCGGAACGCGGAUUCUACAAGAUAUCUGUCACGGCAGGAUCAGUGACAAAUGUCGUCACUGUAAAAGUUCUGUGUAAAGUAGUAGUCGAUUAUUUAGAGAUUGGUACUGGUGACGCUGAUCAGACGACACAGCCAAAGCUUACACGAGUAAUUCAUCCUGAAAAACUGAGUCACAAGAUAGAAGCUGACUCCCAGCAAAAAUUGGUUAUGCGAUUUUUACUGAAAGAUGACAUUAGUAAGAAACCUAUGCGCGCACAUCAAGUCUUUGUACGGCUUUCGUCUGCUAGUGAUUCGAAGGAUGAUAAGGACAGAAAGAGUCGUGAAAUCCUUUUUGUGGCUGAACCCGACACGUCGCAGCUUUAUAAGUUCGACAUGCCAGUUGGAUCCACAGCUGUCAACUUUGAUCACCAGAGUGGAGAUUAUAACGUGGAAUUAAUUGUUGGUGACGCCAUAUUAAGCAAUCCUUUCCAGUGGACCGUUGCAACAGUUAACUUAAAAUUCCCUGAACCGACUUCGAACGAACGAAUAGAUAAAAGCACAUCUUAUCAACAUAAAACAAACGUUUACACAACCAAGCCAGAGAUACAGCAUAUGUUCCGCGAACCUGAGAAAAGGCCACCCGCCUUCGUUUCCAAUCUAUUCACCGGUUUGUGUUUGGCUCCGGUCUUUUUGCUACUUAUUUUGUGGGCUAAACUAGGAGUGAAUAUAUCGAAUUUUCCACUUUCACUGAGCGCUCUCACAUUUCAUCUAGGUUUGGGAAGUAUCUUUGUACUUUUCGGAAUAUUUUGGUUGAAAUUGAACAUGUUCGUCACUCUUCGAUACCUACUCGGCCUCGGUGUCGUAACAUUCCUCGCUGGGAAUAAAAUGUUAUCACGUAUAGCUCAUAAACACAAGUUACGUUAAAUUGUUGCUGCAUUGAGAAUUUUUCAUUUGAAGACAUGUAGGGA